Fonsecaea monophora is the source of this 1383-nucleotide messenger RNA. RefSeq lists its product as hypothetical. The transcript has 4 exons. Bases 1 to 1383 code for a protein of 460 amino acids. The record is from RefSeq and is a predicted model, not a curated record. Lineage: Eukaryota; Fungi; Ascomycota; Eurotiomycetes; Chaetothyriales; Herpotrichiellaceae. Gene Ontology annotation, biological process: regulation of DNA-templated transcription. Gene Ontology annotation, molecular function: zinc ion binding; DNA-binding transcription factor activity, RNA polymerase II-specific.
AUGGUGGCGUGGACCAGCCGAUGCUUGACCUGUAGGCAGAGACGGGUCAAGUGUGACCAACAAUGGCCAGUGUGUGGCGAGUGCCGGAGGAACAAGAGACGAUGUCCCAGGCCACCAGAACAGCUCAAGUUCCACGCGGAGAAUGUCAGACGAUUGUCUCUGCAGACGACAUCCACCGGUGUCAUACGUUCAUCACCAUCGUCCGUAGGUCGUCCGGUGCCGGCGAAUCGAGCGACCAAGAUCGGCGCGGAUCUCGUACGAGUGGUCAUCAUGACCUUGGGAAAUUCGAGUCUGUCGAAACUGUUAGCGCACACGCCCGCCAUGUUGGAUGACUCAUCAGCUCUGACAGCGGCGGUGGCGUGUCUUUCGGACACGCGGAAACGACAAAUGUUGGCGACCGCCGGACCCAAAGUCGACCCAAUACUGUAUGGUCAUAGCCUACGUUGCCUUAGGAUGGCAUUGGAAGAUGUGGUGCUGUUAAAGAGUCGACAAACCUUGCUCGCAACCAUAGUCAUGGCUCAAAUUGACGCCGCGACCUUGACAACCACACUACCCAAUCUACAAGCCACUUGGUCGACUCAUUUAUCAGGAGUCGGCUUUCUACUCGAACAUCAAGGGGUCGAGACAGUGGGAGACGACUUAACCUCGGACAUUCUCACCGAUGUCCUCCAACCGUUGGCCGCUCAUUUUUACAGUCGACAUCAACCCUUUUUUCUUGGGUCCCCCAAGUGGAAGGUGGCGUUCUGCGAACGGCCGGCAGAUUCACUCUGUCAACGGUUGUCGGUCAAAAUCUUUCGAAUCAUGACCGUGUGGCCUGACGUGAUGGGAGGCUUACGAGGUUACCACUGUGGAAAGGUAGAAUUCGACAGUGUACUGUCAAAAGUCAUGUCCAUGUCGGCCACGCUCGAAUCGAUGGAAGGACAGGUGCAGAUGAUCCUGGCAGAUUCGGCGCAGGUUCGUACAAGACCAGCCACUGCCAAAGACUCGCCCGUCGACGAGGUGUAUCAACUCGACGACUCGACCAUCCCUCGAGUUUGUUGUUACCACGCCCUCUGCACCAUUGUCACGCUCAACAUGUUGGCCGCACUUCAAGGGUGGACUGCGGAAUUGCGGGAGCAUGCGGCCUCGGUGAGCCAGAGGAUUUGGAUGUGUCACGAGUACGUCCUCGGCGUGGGGAUUUUCGGCCUGCAUUACUACCCCACGGCACUCCUGCUGUCGUACGACAGCGCCGAAUCCGACCGAGUCCGAGAUUGGAUCGUAUCCCUAUUAAAUCAUCUCCAGGGAAGGACAAACCCAGCCACCGAUGCCUUGUGGACGAGAGACGAGCUCGCCGCCAGGUGCUUCGCCGUGAGUGGCAGGCAGUCUUCGGGGGUGGAACAUUAG